AUGUCGAACAACGCCACACCCAAGCUCCCAUCUGUGCAAGAUAUUUUGGACGAAUACGGAGAUUCGGUGAACUUCGUUUUAGAUCCUCGAUGGCGUGCGGCAAUGGACAGACAACAGGGCACUGAAGAAGAGUUCAAACAAUUAGGAGAAGCCAUUGAGUACCUUUUACCGAUCUUGGAGAAUGCGCCGGGGAACUCGGUCGUAACGACACCUACUCAAGAACCCGUUGGGGCUGCACCUGGGACUGGCAGCAGUAGAUGUGGCCGCCAUGAUAGUAUUCCAACUAACGAAGACCUUCCUCUGUUGGCAACUGCCACACCUCUGUCACAAACUCGCCCACCUAAUCCUUAUGAAGCUUAUUCCUUCCCCUCUCCAUCAUCAUCCAAUUUGUUCGUUUACGAAACACCUUGCGAGCCGCUCUUUAAACGGCCGAAAACAGAUCACAAUCCUUUACCUCGAGUCGCCGAGUUCCUCAGCCGGCAGACUUCCACUCCCUCUCACCAACCUGGCUUGUCAGCUCGCGGACGAAAGCGAAAGGCAUCCGUUGUUGACUGCGCGGGUGACGUUGAUGAAAUACCGUUGCCAGAUGCAGCUUCGCAGCCCACAACUACCAGUUUACACUCACAAUCACCGCCUCAGGCGGUUAUUGACGAAUCAGCUCUCCAGAAGCACAGCAAUAAGAGCAAUGGUUCCCGUCUUUCCUGA
Messenger RNA from Marasmius oreades (fairy-ring Marasmius), 705 nucleotides. RefSeq lists its product as uncharacterized. Bases 1 to 705 code for a protein of 234 amino acids. The record is from RefSeq and is a predicted model, not a curated record. The transcript is spliced from 6 exons. Lineage: Eukaryota; Fungi; Basidiomycota; Agaricomycetes; Agaricales; Marasmiaceae.